AUUCAUUCAGUUGGAUAUUUCAUUCAUUAACUGACUGGAGGCAGAACGCUCGUCAAAAGGAUUUAUCGAUGCAAAACCCAGGAGUCACCGGGGCACAAGUACCUAGAAAAGCAAUUAACCAGUAAUGAUAUUGGUCAUUCUGCUCCCAGUUCCUUGGUGCACUUUUCAUAUGAUCAGUAUUUCAGAAAAGCUUCAAAAUUAUGAUCUGUGACGUGCGAAGUUACUUUUUAGCUACCAAUAUUUAGUCAGUCUACGCCAUCGGAUUUGCAUCCACGAUACCUCUUUGGAAAAAUGUAUGCGUCAUUACGUAAGAUGAUAUAUUAGGCGAGCUGAUAAACGAUGGAACGAGUAUGGGGUUGUGAAUAUCUAGUUUGUGUAAUAAUGAACUCCUUGUUGCUUUAUUUUUGAUAAACAAUAAUGCACUAACCUGAUGGAGAGGUGAGACACAGUAGUGAGGUGGAAAAAAAAUACGCCAUGAUGGGAUGAACAGGACUGUCAUAUUUUGCAAAAUGGAGGAAGCACAAAACCACCUGCUGAUCAUUUUAAUGGUUUACGAUAAACUUGCUUUGUAAUGAGUGGAUCUAUGAAUAGCUAGCUUGUUGACAUUUUGAUAGAUGAAUAUUAAGUGGUAAACGGUGACUUUCAACAUUUCGUUUGAUAUCAAUUGCAAUGGUGAAUUCAAACGCCACGAUGGCAAAUGUGACAAAUGCAAAGAAAAGUAAGGGAUCAGGGAAGUCCAGAGAUGUUCAUCGAGGAAAUUUUAGCGCAUACCAACGCGAAUUAGACUCUAUCAUAAAGGACCUUAAAGACACCAAUGACCCCAAACCAAACAAAAAUCCAGUACGAAAUAAAGCUGCCAGUGAAGCCUGUGUAAAGCAAAGAUAUAAAUCCUCAAAAACACCCGAGGCAAAACCAAGAAGAAAACAUGGCAGUGAAAAUGCUAAGUUAAAACCCACUCUGAACCCUGUACAAUUAGAAAAGCUAGAGUCCACUGCAUUUGCGGCACUCCAGGUUAUUCAAAACACAGUGGUGUCAAUUGACAAACUUCAGGAGGAGGAUAUUUAUAAAGAAGGAGAUGAGAGCGUGGUGGCAGAAAAUACAACAUGUGAAAGUUGGUAUGGGGUAGAGAAGUGGCAAAAAGGAACAUUUCACUCAAACUACCAAGUUUCCAGAGCAUUAGAAUCUAAACGUAGAAACACUGUGGAAGACAGUAAAACGAAUCCACAAAUCCCCGAUCAACGAGGGAUAACGGCAAUAGGGUUGGGUGAUCUUAAGCCGUUCAAAAACGGAAAAUCCACAGAACAGCACAAAACAUUUAAACAUGGAAAAAGAGGGGAGGAAAUCUUUCAAAAUGGCCAACGAAAGGGAGUGGACGACAAUUUGAAUAUUCAAGAAAUGCCAAACAAAAUGAAUGAUCAUAUUAAUACUGGUGGGAUUGCAGCUGAACCUCAACUGCAAUCAACGACGGUUUCGACACAACCAAUUUCCCACACCGAGAGAGGUAAUUUGGUUGCGGAGGCAAGAAGCAAUGCACGACUGAAAACCAACCAAAGUAAUUUUCAAAAAUCGAUUGCAAGUUCUUCAUUAAGAUCAUCGGGGAAACAAAUGAUUUCGACACGGACUCCAAUCGAUGGCGACACGGGAAGAUCAAACCCUAAGCAAUCAGGAUCAAAUACAAUCCAUAACCAACAACUCAUAGAAUCAAGUACACAAACGGAUGUCAACCGUGCCGAACUUGAUGCUUCAACUGACAUCACCUAUCCAGAUCAAACUUAUUUGCCCCGGGGCUUACUUGGGCGAGAAACUGAAGGAAGCAAAGUCUCGGUUGCAUCUGACGGUAAUGAACUUCAGAGAGGCAAUGCAGAAAGUUAUUUAUCGAGAAUGAAUGAUGGGGACGGUCAGAAAGAUCUCCAGGAGGAACUUGACAAGCUGAAAGAAGGUAAUGAAGAUCUUGAAAGGCAAUUAAGAGAGACCAUCGACUUUGAGGUCCAGGCGAUGAAAGCUUACAUCAGACUCGUCAAACAACAUCGACAACUGAAAAGGAAAUUACAAGGGAUGUUCUUUUUGUGUCCACGUGGGUAAACCGAAUAAGGGCCCUUUGACUUUUCUAGGAGCUUCACUGGAUCGCGGGAAUGAGGUCGGCGUGAACUGGAGUCGUGUUCACUUUGCACAAGACUGAUUCGAUCCGGACAGGUCUCAAAUCAAUUCAGGGGCAGUGGAAGGAUUUUGAACGUGGUAGUGAGGUUGACGCAAAAAAAUCACUAUCAGAAAGAGAUUGUCACUUUUUACGUUUUGUUCACGUUUAUAAAAAAAAAAGAGGCCCCGCCCCCGGUUCUGCGACCCUUGUAAUUUAUGUAUUUUGGGUGAAUAUUAAGUAAGAAUGUGUAUUGUGAUGUUGCCUAUGUUAUGGAGGGUGAGCGCGUGUGUGCGCGUGGUGUGUGUUCCAAGGUUCCUCCCUCGUCCCAUCUUUAUUCUCAAGGGAGAGACUGUGUGGUAUGUGUAUACUUGUGCAAUUUUUGUUUACAAAUAUUAGUAACGAAAUGCGUGCGUGUGUGGGUGGGUGUGUUUGUAUGUGGAUAUUAAACAACUUUCAACUGCGUUCAUGGCCAUGAUGGCCAUACGGAUCGGGUCCAGGAAAUUUCACGACCUAAUACAUUACAUAAGUGUGGACAAUUUUCUUUGAUUUCACUUUUAAUGCCUGUCAUGAACCCGGUUGCUUCUCUUCCUCUUUUACUUCAGUUUUUUUAUUUAUUUUUUAAAAUUUAUUUAUUCAAUAAGGGGUAGCCCAUUCAACAUCAGUUGAUCUCCCAUGGGGCCCCUAUACACAAGAAUAUAAUAACAGAAAAUAUUUACAGAUUAAAGCAUUCAAAAUAACUUAACAUAUGCAAAAAAUGUAAUACAAGCUGAAUUGCGAAGACAUCAAUAAUAAACAUUGCAAAAUUAGAGAGAUUAUUUCAAUGGUAUUCAAACAUUCAAAUACAUAAAUUUUACAAAGUAGUAAGUGCCAGCGAAACCUUAAUUGUCAAUCGACCUGAGAUGUUUUUUAAGAUUAUAUUUAAAUGAAUUUAAAGAUGACGAUUCCCGUAUGAUGACCGGCAAGCUAUUCCACAGUUUUGGACAGGCGUAAAAUAAGGAAUGCUUGCAAUAAUCAGAACGACACCUUGGAAUAACAAGAUCGUGACUGACGGACUGCCUCGUAUUUUUCGAAUGGGUUUUGUUUAGAUCCUGAAAAUAAUUUGAGUAGUAUUCUGGUGCGAGUCCAUGAACACAUUUAUAAACAAAUAUAUAUCGAAAAUAAAUGAUUCUGUACUUGAAGGUCGUCCAAUCUAGAUUUGAAAACAUUUCUUUAGAUGGGGUAUAUAUGUGACAACUAAGGAUCAAACGGGCUGCUCUUUUUUGGAGUUUGGUAAUUCGAUCCACAUGAAUCUGAAAACGAUUUCCCCAUAUCUCACAACAAUAAUUCAUUUGUGAUUCAAUAAGGCACAUACAUAAUGAUUUCAGAGUAUCAUUUUCUACAAAAGGAUGAAUUCUUUUUAACAUAGCAAGUCCAGCAAAUAUUUAUUUACAAACAGAAUCUACUUGAUCAUGCCACAAAAGAUGUCUAUCAAUUAUAACACCUAGACAUUUGAUACUAGAGCAUUGACUUAUAUCGUUACCAUUAUGGUUUAUUUGAAUACAAUAAUUUCUAUAUAUAUGAAGUUUUUGUUUACUCCCUAAGACCAUGACUUUUGUUUUCUCUGUAUUCAGAUAUAAUCGGUUAUCUGAAAUCCAUUUGCUUAUAGAAUUAAAUUCAAGUUGUAAUUUAUAUUCUACUUCUUGAAUAGAACUACCGGUGACAUACAGAGUGGUAUCAUCUGCGUACAUGAUUACAUUUCAAUCCUUUAGGACACGGACCACAUCGUCAAGAAAUAUAUAAAAAAAGAAGUAUUGUUUUCCCCUGGAAAAUCCUAUGUACUGAGUUUUUACUGACACUUUUAAUAAUCGGACUAAAUUUUUAAUGAAAUACUUCAUAAACAUAUAAAUUAUGAGUUUCUGGAUACUUAGGAUUCUUACCACUUCUUAUAUGGAUUAGUACUUGACGUGACGAGGUCUGAAAUAAAGGCCAUUAUAAGCAAUAAGUAUUGAACAGUAAAUUUUGUUUGUUUUAAUAUCAAUAUCAGAAUGUUGAUUCAAUAACGGUUAUGUUUAUGAUAAAAGUGUAAGGGUGUAGUGGUUCUGACCCUCGCAUUUCAGUUAAAGGGUCGUGUGUUCGAAUCCUAUCAAUUUCUGUCAGCAAGGAAUUUAUCCAAGUGAGUGGAAUUGGUGACCAACGACUUUGUUACUUGCCUGGUGGCUCAUCUUUAUUUGAUUGUCAUAGGGUUGUAAUAUCAUUGGAAACAUUAAGGACAGUAGAGUAAAGUAGCUGUGCUAUGUAAGUGGACCUACAUGUAUAUCAUGAUGUUUUUAAUCCAGAUUGAUUGAAUGGUCGGUAUACAAUAUUACGAUGCAUUUAUACUUUAACAAAUAUGUUCAUAAUAAAAUGAUACCCACU
Lytechinus pictus (painted urchin) is the source of this 4531-nucleotide messenger RNA. RefSeq lists its product as uncharacterized. The record is from RefSeq and is a predicted model, not a curated record. NCBI's taxonomy places the organism in Eukaryota, Metazoa, Echinodermata, Echinoidea, Temnopleuroida, Toxopneustidae. Bases 670 to 2082 code for a protein of 470 amino acids. The transcript is spliced from 2 exons.